Messenger RNA from Alosa alosa (allis shad), 3212 nucleotides. RefSeq names its product golgi brefeldin A resistant guanine nucleotide exchange factor 1 (gene gbf1). Lineage: Eukaryota; Metazoa; Chordata; Actinopteri; Clupeiformes; Clupeidae. Gene Ontology annotation, molecular function: guanyl-nucleotide exchange factor activity. The record is from RefSeq and is a predicted model, not a curated record. Gene Ontology annotation, biological process: regulation of ARF protein signal transduction.
CCUGGAGGCCUUCCGGCUCCCUGGCGAAGCACCGGUCAUUCAGCGCCUCCUAGAAACCUUCACCGACAACUGGCAUAAAGUGAACGGGUCUCCCUUCAUGACCAAUGAUGCUGGCUUUGCUCUGGCCUACGCCGUGAUCAUGCUCAACACUGACCAGCAUAACCACAACGUCCGCAAGCAGAACAUCCCUAUGACUGUGGAGCAAUUCAAAAAGAACCUGAAGGGCGUCAACGGCAACAAAGACUUCGACCAGGACAUGCUGGAGGACAUCUACAAUGCCAUCAAGACUGAGGAGAUUGUGAUGCCGGACGAGCAGUCGGGCCUGGUGAAGGAGAACUAUGUGUGGAGCGUCCUGCUGCACCGCGGCGCCACGUCCGAGGGCCUCUUCCUGGCCACGCCGCCCGCCAGCUACGACCACGACCUCUUCAGCAUGACCUGGGGGCCCACCAUCGCCGCCCUCUCCUACGUCUUCGACAAGAGCCUGGACGACACCAUCAUACAGAAGGCCAUCGCUGGCUUUAGGAAAUGUGCGAUGAUCUCGGCUCACUUUGGCUUCAGUGAUGUCUUUGACAACCUCAUAAUUUCCCUCUGCAAGUUCACCACCCUCAGCAGCGAGUCGGUGGAGAACCUGCCCACGGUGUUCGGCAGUAAUCUGAAGGCUCAGGUUGCAGCCAAGACGGUGUUCAGCCUGGCCCAUCGCCAUGGCGACAUCCUGCGCGAGGGCUGGAAGAACAUCAUGGACUCCAUGCUGCAGCUGUUCAGAGCCGAGCUGCUGCCCAAGCCCAUGGUCGAGGUGGAGGACUUUGUGGAGCCGAAUGGAAAGAUCUCUCUGCAGAGGGAGGAGACGCCAUCUCAGAGAGGGGAGUCUGCGGUGUUGAGCUUUGUGAACUGGUUAACUCUGAGUGGAGCAGAGCAGUCUGGUCUCCGAGGGCCCUCCACUGAGAACCAGGAGGCCAAGCAGGCCGCACUACUCUGCAUUAAGCAAUGUGACCCAGAGAAGUUGAUCACAGAGAGCAAGUUCCUCCAGUUGGAGUCUCUACAGGAGCUUAUGAAGGCUCUGAUCUCUGUUACGCCUGAUGAGGAGACGUAUGAUGAGGAGGAUGCUGCGUUCUGCCUGGAGAUGCUGCUACGGAUCGUCCUGGAGAACCGGGACCGAGUGUCGUGUGUGUGGCAGACGGUGAGGGAUCACCUGUGCCAUCUGUGUGUCCAUGCCAACGAGAGCUGCUUCCUGGUAGAGAGGGCUGUGGUGGGCCUCCUUAGACUGGCCAUCCGCCUACUCAGGAGAGAGGACAUCAGCUCACAGGUCCUGCUGUCUCUGCGUCUGCUGCUGAUGAUGAAGCCUCCCGUGCUGUCCCGUGUGAGUCGAGAGGUGGCCUACGGUCUGCACGAGCUUCUCAAGACCAACGCCGCCAACAUCCACAGCACCCGGCAUUUGUACACACUCUUCUCCCUUUCGAGGUGCAUCGGGGCGAGGUCAAGCCGCCCGCCCGUAUUGACCUCUGGAAACACCGACAACGAUACAGGAGCCCAGUCGGACAGCGAGGUCAGCUCCCACCACCCCAGUGAGGUCUCGGUGGACCGGGGCUACACAUCCGACUCCGAGAUCUACAACGAGCAGCACGGGAAGAGCCGCCUGCCCCGCGCCACCACAGACGUGGACGUGGCCAACAGCGGCUGGCUCGUGGUGGGUAAGGACGAUCUGGACAGCAGUAAGGUUGGUGUGGGCGGCUCCAAGCCCCUGCUGUCCCCCCUGGUGAACCAGUACAGCCUGACCCUGGGCCAGGACAUGGGGCUGCACGACACCAAGUCCCUCAUCAAGUGUGUGGAGUCGCUGUCCUUCAUCGUGCGCGACGCCGCCCACGUCACCCCCGACAACUUUGAGCUCUGCGUCAAGACCAUCCGCGUUUUUGUGGAGGCCAGUCUCAACGGAGGUAAAGAGUCUCUAAUGUGCCCACUGCAGCUGCUGGACCUGAUGCACACACUGCACACGCGCGCUGCCAGCAUCUACAGCUCCUGGGCCGAGGAACAGCGCCACCUGGAGGCAGCCGGCAGGAAGAUCGAGGCAGACUCCCACACACUCUGGAGCAGCUGCUGGUGUCCUCUGUUGCAAGGUAUGGCGUGGCUGUGUGUUGAUGCGAGGCGGCAGGUGCGCAUGCAGGCCCUGACCUACCUGCAGAGGGCGCUGUUGGUGCACGAUCUGCAGACACUAGAUGCUGCUGAGUGGGAGUCCUGCUUUAACAAGGUGCUGUUUCCCCUUUUGACCAAGCUGCUGGAUAACAUCAGUCCUGCUGACGUAGGGGGCAUGGAGGAGACACGCAUGAGGGCAUGCACGCUACUCUCAAAGGUCUUCCUGCAGCAUCUGUCUCCUCUGCUCUCCCUGCCAACCUUUGCUGCUUUGUGGCUCACCAUCCUGGACUUCAUGGACAAGUACAUGCACGCCGGCUCCAGUGACCUGCUGCUGGAGGCGAUCCCUGAAUCUCUGAAGAACAUGCUGCUGGUAAUGGACACAGCAGGCAUCUUCCUGAGCUCCGAUUCUCGCACCGGCUACUCGGCACUCUGGGAAAUCACCUGGGAGCGCAUCGACUGCUUCUUGCCACACCUCAGAGAGGAGCUUUUCAAGCAGGCUGUCAUGCCCGAGCCUGUGCCCAGCGUGCCUGUAGAGCCUCCUCAGCCUCCAGCCCCUUCCCCUCCCCCCACUGAGCCCAAAGCCCCAAGCCGGCCAGCCUCCCCCCAGGACAACACAGCCCCACCUAGUGCCAAUGGUACGGACAGAUCGUCCCCAGUGCCCCCCUCCACCCCGCCCAUGCCCACCCCAGUGAAGAUGUCCCCUCCAGAGUCGCCCCCGUCUCUCAGCCAAUCACCGCUCAUCCUGCAGCCUCUGGCCUCGCCCCUACAGGUCGGCGUGCCGCCCAUGUCCCUGCCAAUCAUCUUAAAUCCCGCCCUCAUCGAGGCCACCUCCCCUGUUCCCCUUCUUUCCACUCAGCGAGCCUCUGACCCCGUCGACCCCACGGAGGUCAAGUAAUACCCCCCGCACCCCCAACUCCUCCACCCCCUUUUAACCCAUACCAUUAGUGCUGGACAGGAAAUGACAUAAUCACUCAGAAGGAAAUGACUUCACCAAGGGCCUGUGACAAAGAAUGAAGCAUAACUGGCAGCAUGGUCACCAUGUACAAAGCAUACACACACACACACACACACACACACACACACAA